This is a messenger RNA of Gekko japonicus, 2394 nucleotides long. It is a transcript of the gene TMCO4, whose product is annotated as transmembrane and coiled-coil domains 4. The coding region runs from base 174 to 2090 and encodes 638 amino acids. The transcript is spliced from 14 exons. NCBI's taxonomy places the organism in Eukaryota, Metazoa, Chordata, Lepidosauria, Squamata, Gekkonidae. The record is from RefSeq and is a predicted model, not a curated record.
CAAUACAGAACGGGCCUAGCCAGUUUCCCCGAGCCUCGGGCUGGAGUGAGCGCUCAGCCGGGCCAGGGUGAAGGGCAGCCGGCGACAGUCGGAGGACCGAUGCGGGCCUUUUCCGACCCCAACGGAAGCCAGGUGGGGUUUCGUCCAGCGGGGAGAGCGGAGAGGUGCUGAAUAUGGCAGCCGAAAGCCAGAAGCCCUGGAGGAAGGGGACGAGACGACCGGAGAGUGAGGAGCCGCUCCAAUGUGUCGGCCAGCAGCUGGCUGAGCCCGGGAAGUUUGCCUACGCAGCUCUCUGGGGCAUAUCGUUGGCGUCCUUGUUUCCCGGACCAGAAGACAGCUCCUACAGGACCGAAGUCAUCGAGCGCCUGGUGAAGUGGCUGGAGCUCUCCGAAGCUGUCUUGCCCGCCAUGCUGGCCUUCGCUGGUGGCUUGGGAGGCGAGGGGACCGACACCUUUGUCCAGAUCCUCCUGAAGGAGCCCGCCUUGAGCGAGAAUCCCAAGAACAUCACUCAGGAUCUCGUGGCCUUUUCUCUGAAGGACGGCUCCUACGAUGCCCGGCUGCGGGUGCUUCUCGCUCACGUCACCUGGCUGCUGAGGAUUCCUCCGGUGGAGUUGGAGGCCGCCGAGGAGCGUCUUCUGGAAUGCCUGAACGAAGAGGAAGAGGAGGAAUCCGAAACGGCAGAGGCAUCACGGAAGAAGAAAGAGAGGAGGAGACGGCUAAAGAGGUACCUGCUGAUCGGCCUGGCCACCGUCGGAGGCGGGACAGUAAUAGGUCUGACAGGGGGGCUUGCCGCCCCUCUGGUGGCGGCCGGGGCAGCCGCCAUUAUCGGAAGUGCUGGGGCGGCCGCCCUGGGCUCAGUCGCUGGGAUCGCUGUCAUGGCGUCUCUCUUUGGCGCUGCAGGAGCAGGACUCACAGGGUACAAGAUGAAGAAGCGCGUGGGGGCGAUUGAGGAGUUUGAGUUCCUCCCAUUAACAGAAGGGAAGCAGCUGCACAUCACGGUGGCCAUCACCGGCUGGCUGUCCACCGGGAAAUUCGGGAGUUUUACGGCUCCAUGGAGCAGCUUGCUACAUUCCAAAGAGCAGUACUGCUUAGCCUGGGAGUCCAAAUACCUGAUGGAACUGGGCAAUGCCCUUGACUCUCUGUGGAACGGAUUAGUUAACAUGGUGGCCCAGGAAGCCUUGAAAUACACUGUCUUGGCAGGUAUCGUCACAGCCCUCACCUGGCCUGCUUCACUGCUCACGGUCGCCAGCGUGAUCGACAACCCCUGGGGAGUGUGUCUGCAUCGCUCGGCCGAAGUAGGGAAACACCUGGCUCAGAUCCUGCUCAGCCGGCAGCAGGGCAGGCGGCCUGUGACUUUGAUCGGCUUCAGCCUGGGCGCCAGAGUGAUUUACUUCUGCCUGCGGGAGAUGGCCAAGGAGAAAGACUGCAAAGGGAUCAUUGAAGACGUGGUCUUGCUGGGGGCACCUGUGGAAGGAGACGCCAAGUCCUGGAAGCCAUUCACCAAGGUCGUUGCGGGCAAAAUCAUCAAUGGCUACUGCAGAGGGGACUGGCUGCUGAGUUUUGUCUACCGGACAUCUUCCGUUCAGCUCAGUGUUGCAGGGCUUCAGCCAGUGACCCUGGACGACAGGAGGAUGGUGAACGUGGAUCUCUCCUCCGUGGUGAGCGGCCACUUGGACUACAUGAAGCAGAUGGACACGAUCCUGAAGGCUGUGGGUGUCAAAACCAAGCAGUGCCGUCUGGAGGAAGGGGGGACCCUUGCCGUUCUCUCGAAUAAGACCGCGGAAAGUCAGGCAGUUGCCCUGCACGACGAUGCACCAGCGGAGCCAAGCAUGAGGCAGGAAGAGGAUGAAGAUACGGUCCACAUUGCCCCCUGGUCGUGGGAGCCAGUUCCCUCUCAGGAAUUAUGCCCAGGGGACUCAGCACAGGGGCUGGGUUCUGAACUGAGAGAAAACUCGCAAGCCCAGGAGCAGCAGAACCGGCCCGGUCAAGAAGAACCUUUCACCACUGAUGCUUCAGACUCCUCUCAUCAUUCUCAAACAACUGAUCACGCCACCUGUGCCAUUGAUCCUCUUUCCCCAUCGUCCAGAUAACAGAAGAUGCAGCACAGCAUGAUGGUAACUGUAGUAUUGUCGGGGACUGCUCCAAGCUUCCCCACAUUGCUGCUGUGGUGUGGAAAACCUGGAUGCUUUGCACAGGACAGCAAAUUUCUGUCCAGGAUCGGGACAGCUGUUUCGUGUGGCCUUCCACCUCCCAGCAGUUUGCUGGUUCUGGGAAGUGGAUCAAGCAGGCCAUGAUGUGGCCAGGAAGUCUCCUGCACCUGAACUCCACAGUCCAUGGAUUUAUCCAACCCUUUAAAAAGUAAUUUAAGGUCCCUGCCACAUGGCAGGGGAAAAA